Molecule: messenger RNA, 3761 nt
Organism: Brienomyrus brachyistius
Lineage: Eukaryota; Metazoa; Chordata; Actinopteri; Osteoglossiformes; Mormyridae
Gene: elac1
Product: elaC ribonuclease Z 1
Exons: 3
Coding region: 591-1778 (395 amino acids)
Cellular component (GO): nucleus
Molecular function (GO): 3'-tRNA processing endoribonuclease activity
Source: RefSeq, a predicted model, not a curated record
AUUUUAUACCCUUUUAUUGUUCAGCCAUGAAUGGGCGAGAGUGAGAAACCGGCAGCCAUAAGACAACACUUAAUCAUCAGCACAGGGUCCUCUGUCUCGGCCCGGUUGAAUUAUCCGUAUAAAUAAGGCCGCGAUUUGUUUUGGAGAAAAGUUUAAACCCAACACAGUACUACUAAUAACUCAUCUAACAGUCGUUACUGAAUGAUUUCUUUGAUGAAGCUGUUAACCAGACCAUUCGUUUGGAAGUCUAAAUAACUAGCUGAUCAGGAUACUAUGCAACUAUUUGCAUUAAAGUAAGUGUUGUUUCCAUUAAGUGCUGACAUUUGUGUAGUUCAAUAUUUGCGCUGUGCGACGGUUAUUUUUGUAAUGGUUAAAGAGUUGAAGGACUGCAGUUAUGCAGAUCGAUGCUGGGAUAAUCUGGUUUUCCCUGUCUGAACGCGUAGCCAAACGAGCAUGACGCGCAAAGCCCCCGCCCCGUUGUUAGCCCGGCCCACAGCCGGCGCAGCCACACCAGGCACGGUCCACCUUCUAUCUAUAGUUCACGGCGUCCCCGGGGAAUUUUUGAGCCUUUUUAUCGGUAGGUUUUUAAGAUGUCUAUGGAUGUGACGUUCCUCGGCACGGGCUCCGCGUACCCUUCUCCGCAUCGCGGCGCUUCGGCCUUAGUCCUCCGCACCGAGGGAGACUGCUGGCUCUUCGACUGCGGGGAGGGGACGCAGACACAGCUGAUGAAAAGUCAGCUAAAAGCCAGUCGCAUCACUAAGGUGUUCAUCUCUCACCUGCAUGGGGACCACCUGUUUGGGCUGCCUGGCUUACUGUGCACAAUUAGCCUGAACUGGAGCUCUGCACCAUCACAGACACCAACCCCGCCCCCAGCCCCGCCCCCAGCCCAGCCCCGCCCCCAGGCGCAGGUGGAUAUCUAUGGCCCCUCUGGCUUGAGGUACUUCCUGCGUGUGGCCCUGGGGUUGUCGGGCUCCCAGCUGCUCUUCCCAUAUGCGGUGCACGAGCUGGAGCCCACGCCUGACCAGUGCCCCCCUGACGCCUUUUUGUACCCCUUGGCUGCCCUUCCCUGCGACGAGCACUUGCACCCCCAGGAGCUGCCAGGUCGGACCCUCACUCUGGACAGUGCUGACGACUGCUAUACACUCCUGGAGGACGAGCACUUCGUGGUCAAAGCCUUCCGCCUCUUCCACCGGCUGCCAUCCUUUGGCUUUGCGGUGCAGGAACGAGAGCGGCCUGGCAGGCUGAACACGCAGCUGCUGAAGGAGCUGGGGGUGAAGCCGGGCCCUGUGUACGGGCGGCUGAAGGGCGGCGAGUCAGUGACCCUGGACGACGGGCGGGUGGUGACCCCCGGACAGGUUCUGGAGAGACCCAUACCCGGGCGCAAGGUGUGCGUGCUGGGAGACUGCAGUGCAUUGGUUGGCCAUGCAGGGGUGCUGCAUGUGUGCCAGGGCGCUGACCUGCUCGUCCACGAGGCCACACUGUCGGACGAGCACCAGGAGCGUGCAGUAGAGCACGGACACAGCACGCCCAGCAUGGCCGCCGAGGUGGCGCGGGCUUGCCAAGUGCGUACGCUGGUACUGCACCACUUCAGCCAGCGGUACAGGCCCGUGGGCCUGCGGGCGGAGGAAGACGCCGGCAGAGAGGCCGAUGGUAGCAGGGACAAUGGGGACGUGAUGGAGCUGAAGCGGCAGGCCGAGGGGGCGCUACAGGGCACAGGGGUGCAGGUCGUCCUGGCUGAGGACUUCCUCUCAUUAUCCAUCCCCAUGAAAAGGCCGUGACCAAGCAACGUGUCUUCAUGCAGUCUGCACGUUUGUGCAUUUACAUUGGAAAUCAUACAGUGUGCAUGUAUCUAACAUACAAUGUGCAUUUGUACAAUGAAUGUUCAUGUUGUACCUGUAAGUAUAAGGUAAGGAAUCAGAUUACAGUGUCUUUCACACACACGGUCUCCACAAAAUGACGAUUUAUGAAAUGGAAACAUUCAUGGAUACUGUGUAGACAUAGACUGGAGAUUGAAAGGCACUUCAUGCCCAUAAAGACCGUCCCCAACAAGGUACAGGUGUUGUGAGAGAAUCUGCAUAUAAAGGGCGAUCGCCCAGCUGGUGAUGAGCCUGCGAUCAGGCAGGAUUGUCAGGAUGGUCAGUGAGAAGGCAGCUGCCCCAUAUCCCCUCCAAAUGCUACCUCAGUCACUUCAUCAUCUUUUUAGUGCUAUUGGAUGAAACCAUCCAUCCAUCCAUCCAUCCAUUUUCCAAACCGCUUAUCCUAUUGGGUCGCGGGGGGUCCGGAGCCUAUCCCGGAAUCAAUGGGCACGAGGCAGGGAACAACCCAGGAUGGGGGGCCAGCCCAUCGCAGGGCACACUCACACACCAUUCACUCACACAUGCACACCUACGGGCAAUUUAGCAACUCCAAUUAGCCUCAGCAUGUUUUUGGACUGUGGGGGGAAACCGGAGUACCCGGAGGAAACCCCACGACGACAUGGGGAGAACAUGCAAACUCCGCACACAUGUGACCCAGGCGGAGACUCGAACCCGGGUCCCAGAGGUGUGAGGCGACAGUGCUAACCACUGCACCACCAUGCCGCCCCCCUGGAUGAAACCACCAUUGUCAUAAUCUAUUCGAAAUAUCUAUAUUCUGAUCAUCAUCCUGAACUAUAGGAUGACUUCUGACAUGUAACAUGUGGUGUUGCAAAUCUGGAAAUCAGGGUAAAUCAAGUCAAAAGCGACAGUUAGGGAAAAUUAAUUAUAUGUUUAUGAUGUACAGCAACCUGUAUUCAUAAGUGUGCCUCACCACCCAAAAACACAAAUACUUUGUGUAAGCACGUUUACGUUCAUUCACGUAAUGUUCUAUGAAUGCAUUGUAAAGGGAUUACGAAGGUGCGGUUAAUCGUGAAGCAUUUGCGAAUGUUCUUUUAUGAGGUGUGUAUUUAUACACCUUACAGAGUACAUUGACACAGUGAACUCUUUUGCAGUGUAUAUUUACAUCUCGCAUAGUCGCACUGGAUAGCAGUGCUGCGUCACACCCCCAGGGUUGGAGUCCUGCCCACACUCUGUGUGUGGGGUUGGCAUGUUCACUGCCCUGCAGUCCAGAAACAUAGGUAAGGAAGUUGUCUUUCAGUUGCUCAUGAUGUGUGAUUUUUUUUGCUCUGUUAUGGGCUGGCGUAAAACAUCCUGCUUCAAAAUUCGAAUGUGACCAAAUUUGAAAAAAAUGUUACAUUUUUAUAGAAGCAUUUAUAUUUAAAUUUUAAGAAAAAACAUCCUUUGUUCAAAUUAUACUGUGACACAAAUUUUAGGCUCUACUGUCUAGCCCCAAGAUGGUAGCUAUGCUCCACAUUUUAUAGUGAGUUGUGUUAUGUAGACUCAAACAUUAGUCUUUUUCUAAUCAUGACUUGAUCUAGCCCUGGCUUGGUCUUGUCUCGGUCUCACCCUGCCUUGGUCUUGGUCUCAGUACACUCUGGUCAUAGUAAUGACUUGGUCUCGGUGGUUUUGACCACAUCACUACUUCAUACAUUAGACCUACAUAUCCGUAAGGUACAUUCCGAGGAGACAUAUCACUUAUUUUUAUUGAAACGUUUACGUAUCUGCUGAACUGACUGCAAUGCCAGUGCCGAUGUUGAAAUGGAAAGUACCGUUAAAAGUUUUUGUGCUUCUGUGAUUUUUUUUUUGCUUUCAUCAGGACUCUACUGAUAUGAGACUCAUUUGAUAAUAUACUACACCAUCUUUUCCCUCUUGCCAUUCUCUUGCAAAAUGUGCUGAUGUCUAUUC